UAUGGCCGUCGUCGUUUUGCGCUAAAGAAAAAUACACUCAAUAAAUAAUUUAAAUUAUCAGAUUUUAUACAUUGCAAAUCAAUUAAAUCAAACAAAAUUCCGACAAAGUCGUAUCCAGCUAAAUACUCCUGAAAAUGGGAGAUCCUUUGAGCGCGGAUGUGUGGAAGAAUUUCCAAAAAUCUGGCAGAACUGAAUUGCUAAAAUAUCUAAAAGAUUCUAUUAAGGAAGGCGACAGUCCAGUGUUCACAAAGGACAAUGACUUCAAGAAAAAUAAUUCCAAAGUUAUUUAUGAUUUUGUAUGGCAAGCCAUCAAAGGCAAUUUGAAGAAGGAAGUUAUGAUAUCCACGCUCGGAGAAGUUGUUACCAUGCAUCCUGAUUAUCCAUCAGUGAUAUUAGACAUAAUGAACAUUAUAGAUGCAGAGACUUCGCUGGCCAGCGAUAGUGCUCAAGAUGAGCGAACUUUAUUCUGUCAGAUUCUCAAGACGAUGGAAAAAAUAAUUCCAGAAUCACUAAUCAAGGAACGCAUAGAAAUUGACACGCUUCAAGAAGCGGGAAUUGUUAAGAAUAAGAUUUUUUAUACAAAAUUUAUAAAAAUCAAGACAAAGCUUUAUUACAAGCAAAGACGGUUUAAUCUUUUUCGCGAAGAGAGCGAGGGUUAUGCUAAGUUGAUAACAGAAUUAAAUCAAGAUUUUACAGAUGAUGUUACCCCAAAUAGUAUUAUGGACAUAAUUAAAUCCCUGAUUGGUUGUUUCAAUUUGGAUCCAAAUCGAGUCUUGGACAUAAUUGUCGAAUCAUUUGAAACACGUCCCGAACGUCAUUCACUAUUUAUACCCCUUCUGAGGCUUUACAUGCCCAAUGGAUCAAUUAUUUGUGAAGUUUUAGGUUAUAAAUUUCGACAUUUUGCUGAUAGUGAAACACCACCAUCAUUAUUUCAAAUUUGUGCAUUAUUGCUCAAGCAUGGCGUCAUUGAUCUUCAAGAUAUUUACAUUUGGCUUAAUCCAUCUGAUAAGUCAAUUGCUGCCGAUUGGGAAAAAGAUUUGGUAGAUGCAAAAGAAUUUGUUCGAAAAUUAAACGUCAUCAUAACCAACAAGGACAAAGAACCAGAACCUGAACCAGAAAAAGAUGACAGUGAAGAUAAAUAUUCAACAAAUCAAAAAUUCGGACUCUGUGAAGGUUUGCUUCGAGUUGGCGAUUGGGAGAAUGCCAAGAAAAUAAUCAAAAGACUCCCCGAACAGUCUGUGAUUGUUCAUGAGCCCAUUGCUAAAGCCCUUGCAACACUCAUUCAUAUAUCAAUUGAUCAUAUCUACACAAAGAAGGUUUUCAAAUCUGCCACUAAUAGAAAGACCAAACUACACGACGAUAGAGAAUUGGUCGAUGCAAUUCAAGCACGAGAAUUCUCCCAACUACGUGAAAUUGCCUUCCCCAUGGCCAUAACUCUGGGUCCUUCGUUGCGAUUUGACACCGUUCUCAUGUACAAACUUAUACGAAUAUUACGUACCAUAAUAUUAGAUAUGGGAGUUGAUAGUUUAAAUUGCCCACCAACCAAUACAGAGGCUGAAAAAUUAUACUUUGAAGUGAUUACAAUUUUGGACGCAUCCAUAUUGCCGGCAUUUUCAUAUUUAGAUUGUAAUUGUUGUAUGGCUGAGGAGAUAUGGACAGUUGUUAAGGUGUUACCUUAUCAUUUUCGUUACAGUAUAUACUCACGUUGGAAGAAUGAAACGUUCUUAGUUCAUCCGCAAUUGAUUCGUCGUCGUGGUAAUGCUCAAAAGCAAAUCAAAUCUCUUAUGAAACGUGUCAGCAAGGAGAAUGUUAAACCUGUUGGUCGACUUAUUGGAAAGCUUAGUCAUUGUUCUCCCGGAUUUCUUUUUGACUAUAUAUUGCUACAAAUACAAAUCUAUGAUAAUCUUAUUGGUCCAGUUGUGGACUCUUUGAAAUACUUAACAUCCCUUUCCUAUGAUAUGCUUGCCUAUUGCCUAAUUGAGUCUCUAGCUUUGGCCGAUCGAGAUAGAUUCAAACACGAUGGAACCUCAAUAUCAGUUUGGUUGCAAAGUCUAUCGAGUUUUUGUGGAGCGAUAUUUAAAAAGUACAAUAUUGAGUUGAGUGGUUUGCUGCAAUACGUAGGCAAUCAGUUAAAAGCUCAAAAGAGUUUGGAUCUUUUGAUUCUUAAAGAAAUUGUUCAAAAAAUGGCCGGUGUAGAAUCAGCUGAGGAAAUGACAAAUGAACAACUAAACGCAAUGUCUGGUGGGGAAUUGUUAAGGGGAGAAGCGGGCUAUUUCAGUCAAGUUCGCAAUACAAAGAAAUCUUCACAACGCCUCAAGGAAGCCUUAGCAAACAACGAUCUAGCUGUAACAUUGUGUUUACUUAUGGCCCAACAAAAACAUUGCGUUAUUUAUCGAGAAACAGCUCAGAGUCAUUUGAAGUUGGUUGGAAAGCUCUACGAUCAAUGUCAGGAUACAUUGGUACAAUUUGGUACUUUCCUUGGAUCUACAUACUCAGUAGAUGAAUACGUUGAAAGACUGCCUUCAAUCAUUGCCAUGUUGCAGGAAUAUCAUAUUAAUUCUGAUGUGGCUUUUUUCCUUGCCCGUCCAAUGUUCUCGCAUCAAAUUAAUCAAAAAUAUGAUCAACUUCGUAAGGCUGAUCCUAAUGCCAAAAAGUUGACCACCAAUCAGAAGCUACAAAAAUACCUAGAAGCAACAACAGCCAUUAUGAAUCCAAUUGUUGAAUCUGUGCGUCCUUUGCAUGGGCCAAAAGUCUGGGAAGACAUUAGUCCACAAUUUUUGGUGACAUUUUGGUCACUAAGUAUGUAUGACCUUCAAGUGCCUACAGAUGGUUAUCAAAAAGAGAUAACAAAAUUAAAACAUUUAUCUGUUGCAGCUGCUGAUUCUAAAGAUUCGAACCUAUCAAAGAAUAAAAAAGAACAGGAGCGUUACAUAGCACUCAUGGAUAAACUUCAAGAUGAGAGGAAAAAACAACAAGAACAUGUAGAUAAAACAAUCCAGAGACUGACUCAGCAAAAAGAUAAUUGGUUCCUUUCGAGAUCCGCUAAGUCGGCGAAAAACGAAACAAUUACACAAUUUUUGCAACUUUGUUUGUUUCCGAGGUGUACUUUUACUGCCCUUGAUGCGCUUUAUUGUGCAAAAUUCGUUCACACCAUUCACAAUCUGAAGGCGGCAAAUUUUUCAACUUUACUUUGUUAUGAUAGGAUAUUUUGCGACAUAACAUAUUCAGUUACAUCGUGUACUGAAAAUGAAGCAACACGUUAUGGUAGAUUCUUAUGCGCAAUGCUUGAGACUGUUAUGAGAUGGCAUUCGGAUCAGGCUACAUUUAAUAAAGAAUGUGCCAACUAUCCUGGUUUUGUUACAAAGUUCCGCGUUAGUAAUCAGUUUUCUGAGGCAAAUGAUCAUGUGGGAUAUGAAAACUACCGCCACGUAUGCCACAAAUGGCAUUAUAAAAUUACCAAAGCCAUUGUUUUCUGUUUGGAUUCAAAAGAUUACAUGCAAAUUCGUAAUGCAUUAAUUAUACUCAUGCGUAUCCUGCCUCAUUAUCCAGUUCUAGCUAAACUUUCACAGAUCAUCGAACGAAAAGUUGAAAAGGUUAGAGAGGAAGAAAAAAGUAAUCGUCCAGAUUUGUUUGUAAUUGCAUCGAGUUACAUUGGUCAAUUGAAACACAGAGCCUCUCACAUGAUAAAAGAAAGUGAUUUCCAUCAGGUAUCUGAGAAACCAGUUAAAGAAGUUCCCGAAGCAAAGACUGUUGCUAAUGGCGAUGCUAAAGUUGAAAAACGAGAAAAAGAAAGAACUGAGAAGAAAGUCAUAAAGGUAAUAUCCACUACAGCCUCCACAACAAACAAUGAAAAAGAAGCUCGAACUGAAGUGCCUGAACGUGUGUCGGAACGUCCCGAGCGUAUAGAACGCCCUGAGCGAGUAGAACGUCCGGAACGUGUGGAACGUCCAGAGCGAGUAGAACGCCCCGAGCGCAUAGAACGCCCCGAACGUAUAGAACGUCCCGAGCGAAUAGAACGUCAAGAUCGACCAGAACGCGCCGAGCGCGUAGACCGAACGGCGCGAGCUGAACGAACAGAACGCGUAGAACGUUUGGAAAUCAAAGAUGAAAACAACGACCGUGAACAUCGAACGGCUAAAGAAGUGAAAAAGGAAGAACGCUCUCGUGAGAAGGAACGUGGUGACCGAGAAGAGGAGCCCCGUAAACGCGACAAGGAAAAGAGAAGAGACUACCGCCUUGAGUCCCCCAGUGUAGUUGAAGUGAUCGACAAACAUGGCGCAACAAUAGACUACUACGAGUACGAGACCAAGGACCAUGAACGUGAGAGGGAUCGAGAUCGUGAUCUAAGUUCUGUUUCGAAUUCCAGCAAUGGAUCGCUGCACCGCCGAAGUCAAGAUAUACUUGAAUAUGAAAAAGACUCUAAACGUCGCAAACUGGAUUCAGUUAGUUCAAAGAAACAACAAGAAGAACCUAUUGAAACCUCAAAGAAAGAUCGUACAUCAAAGUUGAAAGAUCGCAAAGACAAGAUGACCGAAGAGGAGAAGGAUGCACGUAAAGAACGAAAGCUUGGUCGUAAAAGAGAACGUUUGGAGGAGAGUUCAUCGGGUGAUCACAAGCGAAGACGUGAUGUACAAAAUGGAGACGACGAUAUAAGAGACAAAUAUCAUCUCAGGGAAAAAUCACCUCAUGUACGCGAUGCCCGAGAAAGAUCGCAUGAAAAAUUCGAAAGGGACAAAGGGCAGUAUGGGUUCUCAAAAUCAUCAAGAUCAAGAAUAAACUAUUAAAAUUAGUUUUAUUCAUUUAUUUGAAAAAAAAAGAAAUGGAAAGGAAUUCUAUUUUAGGAUACGAGAGUAAAAUUUUUAAAUUAAAAACAAAAAUAUAUAAAUAAAGAAUAGUUUUUAAGAUAAGUCAAAACAAAAACUAAA
This is a messenger RNA of Eupeodes corollae, 4925 nucleotides long. RefSeq names its product THO complex subunit 2 (gene tho2). Gene Ontology annotation, molecular function: mRNA binding. Gene Ontology annotation, cellular component: THO complex part of transcription export complex. Gene Ontology annotation, biological process: mRNA export from nucleus; mRNA processing. The coding region runs from base 135 to 4784 and encodes 1549 amino acids. The record is from RefSeq and is a predicted model, not a curated record. The transcript has 21 exons. NCBI's taxonomy places the organism in Eukaryota, Metazoa, Arthropoda, Insecta, Diptera, Syrphidae.